This is a messenger RNA of Symbiodinium natans, 2100 nucleotides long. The record is from the annotation of a GenBank genome assembly. NCBI's taxonomy places the organism in Eukaryota, Dinophyceae, Suessiales, Symbiodiniaceae.
AUGAAUGCACUGCUCGUGGCGAAAACCGAUGCUGUUUUUGCUUACGACCCACAAGAGGGCAAUAUGUCUGCUAUGCCUCUUGAUGGUGAUAAGGUGAUCCUCAAGCGCUUCAAGUCCUACUUUGCUGUCGUGACGGCCGAUAGUGCUGCGCUGCCAGCAUUCACGUCAACGCCAUCUUCAAUGCCAAAGCAGACGGUGACGAUCGUGUUGGCACAAAAGGGGAUGCGCUUCAUUGCCUUCACCAGCCAAUUCACAGACGUCACGAACGUCGUGGUGGGCCUGGGGCGCGUGUUCGUCCUAUCUCGUGGUGGUGCGGACGGCAACACUGUCCUCUUCGAGCUUCGAGAGAAGCCACUGGAAGAGAGACUGGAUGUGCUCGUAAAGAAGCGCAUGUUCGAGUGGGCCGCAGAGGUUGCUCUGUCUUGCAGUGCCACCCCAGAGGUAACCGCCGACAUUUACCGGCAGCAUGGCGACGCGCUGUUUGAGAAGAGAGCCUACGAUCAGGCCUUGAGCGUCUAUGCCAAGACUGUGGAGUUGGGCCUUCCGCUCGAGCCUUCCUAUGUGGUGGAGAGGUAUCUUGAUGCCCAGAGAAUUGGCCAUGUGGCACAAUACCUGAAGAAGCUGCACGAGAAGGACAUGGCUCAGCCGGAGCACACAGCACUCCUCCUCAAGUGCUACACCAAGCUCAAGGAUUUCACGACGCUGGAGGAGUUUCUGAAGACGACCCCGCCUUCUCAGUAUGAUCAUGCGACUGCCAUCGAGGUGUUGGAGUCAGCUGCCUACCACGGCCUGGCUGCAGAAGUGGCGCAGAAGGUGGGCAGCCAUGAUGACUAUGUGCGAAUCUCGCUGGAGCAGUUCAAGAACUAUUCCACCACGGUGGAGUUUCUGCAGGCGUUGCCGCGGGUCGAGGCAGGACGCAUUCUGCUGAACUAUGGGCGGACACUGAUGCGUCACGCACCCAAGGAGACUGUGAAGUUGAUUCGUCAUGUUUGCGAUCUGCGGGAUCCGCCGAUGGACGGCCAGGCCUUUCACCAAACAGCUGAAGGUCAAGGCCCGACCGUCGACGAGCUUCUUCCGGUUUUCGCUGAUGACCUGCAGCAGCUGGAGGUUUUUCUCCGCUCCGUCUUGCUGGAUGAUGGCUGCCAGCUGCCACAAGCCCAGGCUGAGCGAUUGUUUCCGACACUCUUGGAGUUGCUGGUGAAGUCGCACAGCGCCCUGCUCGCAGAUGGCGAAGAACUCCCCGCAGAGAAACAGGAGGUGGCCAGCCGCUUGUCCGCAGACAUCAUGCGACUCAUCCGACAGUAUCCCAGCGAUGCUGCUUUGGCCAACACGCUGAUGGUCUGUCAGGCCUUUGGCUUCGUGGACGGCUUCUUCCACGCUGCGGAGCGGUUGCAUCGGCACCAGCUGCUGAUGCAAUGGUGCUUUGAGCAUAAGGAUGCGAAGCGCCUCCUGGAAGUCUGCAAGCGUUGUGGUCCAGCCGACCAAAGCCUGUGGGUGCAGGCCCUGUCCUUUCUGGCCUCCCCGGAGAGCGGCGGCGGGCACCUAGAGGAGUUGGGCGAAGUGCUGCGACACAUCGAGGACAGUGACCUGAUGCCGCUUUUACUCGUCAUCGAGACCCUCCGGUCAAGCAACGAGGUGACCAUCGGUGACGUUCGUCAGUACAUGCAGGGCCAGUACCGGCGCUUAGUCGAGUCUGUGGAAACUUCUCGCGCCAAGUCGGCUCAGGAUCGCCAGGAGAUCGCCCGCAUGCAGCAGGAGAUUAUCCAGCUUCGAACGCAGGCCAAAGAGUUCCAGAACACCCGCUGCUUCCAGUGUGGCCUGACGUUGGAAGUCCCUGCCGUGCACUUCUUCUGUGGGCAUUCGUACCACUCGUACUGCACCCCUGCCGACGGCACGUGCCCCAAGUGCUCUUCGGGGGCUCUUCCCAAGCUGUCUUUGAAGGAGCAACGAGAAGCUCAGGCAAGAAAUGCUGAGGACUUCUUUAAGUAUCUUCAGGGUGGAGCCGGAGAUCGUGGAAUACAGGCCAUGGGAGAGUGGUGCAAGUUUGGGGCCUUUGAUGCCAGCUUGGCCGGCAUGGAUCCGGAGGACGAGGAUGACUGA